Messenger RNA from Triticum urartu, 1070 nucleotides. RefSeq names its product CASP-like protein 1B2. Lineage: Eukaryota; Viridiplantae; Streptophyta; Magnoliopsida; Poales; Poaceae. The record is from RefSeq and is a predicted model, not a curated record.
CCAAACUUGCAAGAUCCGAUCACCUCAAAUUUGGGAUCACCAUUAUACCAGCAUAUAAUCUCCCUCCCAAAAGCACCAACUCCGAUCACCCCAGACCUCCUGAGGUUCUUCUUCACAGUCAACCAAUGGACCUCGAGCAUGGCAAGAAGCCCCCUGCCAUUGCCGCCGCGGAGCUAUGCUCGCUCAAGGACAAGCUCGUCGGCCUGCGGCCGGUCCUGCUGCGAGCGGCGGCGGUCCUGGCGACGGCGGUGGCCGCGGUGGUCAUGGGGCUCAACAGGCAGUCCUACACCGCGGUGGUGGCCAUUGUGGGCACCAGGCCGCUCACGCAGACCUUCACUGCCAAGUUCAGCGACACGCCUGCGUUUGUGUACUUUGUCAUAGCCAAUGGCAUUGCCAGUCUGUAUAACUUGGUGGUGCUGCUCACCAGAAGGUGCCUUGUGCAGGGAAGGGCCCAGCAUUUGGUAGUGCAUAGGAUGGACAUGGUAAUCAUGGUUCUAUUGGCCACCGGUGCCGCGACAGCGGCUUCGAUGGCCGAGUUAGGCAAGAAUGGUAACUUGCACACGCGUUGGAACCCGAUAUGCAACAAAUUUGGUUCCUUCUGCAACCGUGGAGGCGUAUCACUCGUGUCCUCAUUCGUCGGCGUCGCGCUCAUGCUAGCCCUGAACUUGCUCUCAGCUGCAGCCACCUCUCCCCGUGCCAUCGUCGCAGGCCAAUGAGCACUAGUACCUCAGCUCAGACAGUCCAUACCCAAGAGUACACUGCUCAUGUCACUGGGAUGUGAAGUGAUGUGAGCCAGUUUGGUUGCAUGUGGGAGCUGGAUCUCAGGAGGAAGUGUGCUCAAGGCUGCAAGUGUGCUAAAUUUGGUCUACAACUGUAUAUCACCUUGCCUGGUCUGAAAUGUGCAGGCACAUAAGCCCUGGUUGGUUAUGGGGCUUUAACUAGAUCAGCUCCUAAAUUAGAUCAAGUUAUUGCACCAUUCAAUUCUACUACUUUGUGGUUGUAAACCAGUACUCACAACUGUCCCGGCAUUUGGCCGCAUUUGCUCAAUUGGAUGAUACAUUGCAUCGUUC